Alternaria metachromatica is the source of this 1731-nucleotide messenger RNA. RefSeq lists its product as uncharacterized. The transcript has a single exon. NCBI's taxonomy places the organism in Eukaryota, Fungi, Ascomycota, Dothideomycetes, Pleosporales, Pleosporaceae. The coding region runs from base 1 to 1731 and encodes 576 amino acids. The record is from RefSeq and is a predicted model, not a curated record.
AUGGCUCCCAGAACAGUCUAUACAUUUGGAGGCCGCUACAAAAGCAUCGCUGCUGUCGAAGAUGCGCCAUUCGCGGAGUUCAUCUCUGUGAGAGAAACUGGCCUCAAACUCAACGUCGUCCACCCGGUCCCUGUCGCGUAUCUGCGCGAUCUGAACUCUCGUGAACGCGAUGCGGUCCACAAGCACAUCACUUCUCAGCUAUUCAGCAACAGCUACAAAGCCGUCGGAUUUGCCAAAGCUGCAGAAGAAACCUUGGGUCUUUUGGAGACAGUCCAACAGGAUAUGGACCAUGAUCGCUCGACCGCUGCGGACCUAACGACCACGGAUGCGACCAGCAACCGGACUUACCACACGACAAGAGAGCAUCAGGAGUCCCGGGGCAAACAUUCCUCCAUGCACGUGGAGGCUGACACCAAUGUCAUGAGCGGCUCAAGGUCAGGCGCCCUUGAGCGUAGCCGGAAUAUAGAUAAAUGGAAGAGUACCGUACCCCCUGGCUACCCUCCGCCCUCCGUUAGUACGCCAAGAUCGGUCUUUCAGUCUAAGAGUGGCAGUAGAUCGCGAUCAUCCAGCACCAGCAGGAUGCGAAAGCCGAGCAGACACACCGACUUCCUUAAGGACGCAAAGCUCGACGAGAAGACACGGAUUAUAGUCGUGGAGCACAGCGCUGCAAGCCGCGAACUGACACUUCAGGAAGAGCACCUCGCCAGUCUUGAGUCGCUGGCUUUAACCGUCACCAGCUCAGCUGCGCGGCGCGAUCUAUACGGCGCCAUUCGGAAAGCUCGCAGUGCAGUCGAGAAAGUGCGCGUCCUCGAACGCAAGUGCAAGGGCGCCUUAUCUGACUCCCGGGCGCUCGUCGUGGAUGCUCUCGAGCUUGCUGAUGAUCUGUGGGAGACGUCAGAUGCGGCGGCGGAUGAAGCAUCAACAGUUUCAUCGCCGAAAACGAUUUCUUCGCGGACAACCGAUUCUUCGCGGACAACUGGUACUUCCCCGACACAGCGGAGUACAUCCACUGCCCCAUCGGAGCCUGAAUCUUUGGUACCGGCCCGGUUCGCCUCUCCCUCCGAAGUUGUAUCGUUGAAGCAGGAACUGCAAAAGAUCGACGAUAGUCUUUCUGAGUCGAUGAGGACUUUGAACAGGGUCAUCACUCGAUCCAGUAGCCGAGCGGGCGUCAUCAAAAGCAUAGAUCGCGCACGGGCAUGCCUUGACAAACUUCACGUCGCGCGAGAGCGCUUUUCGGGCUUGGACGACGAGAAGAUACGCAAAUUCGGGGCUGCCACACUUGCAAUCGCGCGGACAAGGCAUCAGGAAGUAUUGCGCGUUCUAGAUGCAGCCAAACAAGAGCAAUUACGACUGGACGGUCCUACGCAAGCGAAAGGUAGUGGAGGAACACGAGACACUGAGCGUCAGCAGCCACCGCGAAUGGAAGAAGAGCUCAAUCAAACCAUUCAUCGUAUCUCUGAACUUGGGCUUGCCGACGCCAAAGAGCUGUUGCGACAGCAAAAAGACGCUCUUGAUCAGAUUGUUCCGCACAGGGUUGCUGAGACGCACAAUGGACACCGCCAAAUGGGUCCUAGCUUGUAUGACCAAUUUCUGCAGGCAGGUGCACCUGAGGCUUACGGGGAGCCAACGUCGUCCGUAACGGGAUUGCCGCCAUCUCGGUACCUGGAUUGGGAUGAGUACACAUGUGCACAAUAUUUUGAAAGUAGUUGGUCCUGGGAGGAUUGGGAAUAG